AUGAACUCUGGAUCAACACAGAAUGGACGGGGGGCCAGCCGGCGGGCUCCCUCACACGGCUCUUGGGACCGCAAUGCGCCCUCUCGGGAUACACCUCGCAGUGUGGGAUACGAGGACUAUCCUGUGCAAGGCAAUCCUCCACCGUCGCAGUACACUCCUAUGCCGAACAUGAACUCCAAUUUUGGGUAUCAGAUUCCACAGGCCAAUCAAACAUCACAAGCCUAUCAAUCUCGGGGCCACGCUCCUGCCAUGCAACAACACCAACCACCAAUGCCUUCAGGACAUGGCCAACAGCAAUUUGGCGCUUUUAAUACUUUUCCACAAGACCCGAUGAGCAUGGAUCAAACUUUCUUCCAAAUGGCACAGAAUAUGCCCUGGAUGUAUCCGGGCUUUGAUAGCGGGAUGCCAUUUCCACCCCCAUUUCCUCUCCUCCCUUUCGAUAUGAAUACCCCACUACCCUUCCAAAACACCCGACCCAUGAGCACGAUGGCCCGUGGCGCAGGACAACGGUUCACACCCGAUCUCCAGAGACAAAGAUCGCCAACACCACCAGUCAAAGUCCCGCUUCCAACAUUGCAAUACACAAAUCAAGCUUCACUGAAGCCAGAGAAGACAGAAAAGCGACCACUUCUCGUUAUUCUCGAUCUCAACGGCACCCUCAUCUACCGCAAGCUUCGCAAAUUUCCGCCAAAAUUCGCCAGACGCACCGGUCUAGAUCACUUCCUAGAGACGCUAAUUAAAGACUACAAAGUUAUGAUCUGGUCCAGCUCCCAACCUCAGACCGUAAACGCAGUCUGCGAGCAGAUCUUCCCAGGUCCCAUGCACGACGCCAUCGUCGCUCUAUGGGGACGCGACAAAUUCGGCCUCACCGCCGGCCAAUACAACAAAAAGCUCCAGGUCUACAAGGAACUGCACAAAGUCUGGGCGGUGGCAGAUAUCCAAGGCGCAUUCCCAGGCAACGAGCAUCUACAAGACCCCCCGGCCUCAUCACCAGGCACCAAUCUACCACGCAAGAACCGCGAGCAAAGGCUUCGCGUAUCUGAGGCUGCAAAGCUCCCUGCCGGACACCGCUGGGACCAGACCAACACUAUCCUCAUCGAUGACAGCAAAAUCAAGGCUUCCAGCGAGCCGUUCAAUAUCCUCGAGAUCCCGGAGUUCAAUGGCGACUCCAAUAUCGAUGAGACGAAGCUCUUUGCUAAGGUCCUCAGCCGCCUCGAUUAUCUCGCCCACCAUGACGACGUGAGCAAAGUCCUCCGCGUCUGGAACGAGCGCGUAGACAAGGGCGAGGGCACUAUUCUUGAAUUGGAUAUUGGGCUCCAUGAGGAUUCCGUCGACAAUGAGGACGGCGGCACGAGUCUCCUCCCAAAGCAGUUGAAUGCGGACUCUAUUGGCGAUCUUAUAACGUUUGAUGGUGCAGGGGAUGUCCCUGCUCCUGCAACCGCGAAGUCCAAGCCCAAGAAAAAUAAGAAGGCUAAGGCUAGAGCAAAAGCGGCAGCCGCGAAUAAUAUAACCCCGAACACUGCAGCUACCAAGCCCGCAACUGCCAGUACUACAACUACCAAUCCAAACCCGCCUGCCACAAAACCAACAGCGCAACCCCAACAAAAAACAGAAGAGCAAAGAACGGAAAUCAGACUGUCCCGCAAGGCACGCAAAAGAGCCAAAGAUGCCGCCGCUGUCGCCGCCGCCGCCACCGCUACAGCCACUGCGGAGGCCGAAUACCGAAAGACCCACGGUAUUCCCACACCGAGCUAUGACAAUGUAACGAGCAACCAAGUCGUCGCUAGUAUCGAGCCAGACGUACACGGUCACGUUCACGCUCAAGUUGGCACAAGCGAGAAAUCAAUUCGCCGCAGACAGAAGGCCGCCAACAGAAGGGCUCAGUGGGAAGUUGAUCCCCCCACGCCUCCCCCCGGGUCUGAGACUGCACAGCAAAGAUAUAACUUCCGGAAGAGGAGUAUUGCUGCUCCUACUCCCAAUCUUAAUGCAGAAUCUGCUUCUGCUUCUGGUCCCGGGGCGGUAUUCGAGUCCGCCUCUGCAGCUGCCCACGCUGCCAAUGCUGCUCACAUCAUCACAAGCGGAUUAUCACCCGAGUACCUCCCUCCAGAUGCGGAUGUAACUGUGGGUAUGGAAUUGGAUGUUGAUGCGUAUGUUCCGCCGGAUGUUGUGCCUGUGUCGGGAGCUAAGCACAACCGAUCACCGUCGCCAGCUUCGUCGGUUGGGUCGAGGAAUUCGUUGCUUGAUCGUCUUGAGGAGGGGCUUGGGAUGAAGCGUUGA
Penicillium samsonianum is the source of this 2277-nucleotide messenger RNA. RefSeq names its product NIF domain protein. The transcript has a single exon. Gene Ontology annotation, molecular function: phosphoprotein phosphatase activity. Bases 1 to 2277 code for a protein of 758 amino acids. The record is from RefSeq and is a predicted model, not a curated record. Lineage: Eukaryota; Fungi; Ascomycota; Eurotiomycetes; Eurotiales; Aspergillaceae.